Durotheca rogersii is the source of this 2736-nucleotide messenger RNA. Its product is annotated as Thioesterase/thiol ester dehydrase-isomerase. The transcript is spliced from 6 exons. Gene Ontology annotation, molecular function: protein binding. Gene Ontology annotation, cellular component: peroxisome. The record is from RefSeq and is a predicted model, not a curated record. Lineage: Eukaryota; Fungi; Ascomycota; Sordariomycetes; Xylariales; Xylariaceae. The coding region runs from base 1 to 2736 and encodes 911 amino acids.
AUGAGCGGCCCAGGAGCUGGUUUCGAAUACCCCCCCGAGGAGGUGUCGUGGGUGAAGCGCGACGUCCUCCUGUUCGCCAACACCAUCGGCUGCACCACCGACGAGCUUCACUUCCUCUACGAACUCGACCCCAAAUUCUCCGUCUUCCCGACCUAUCCGGUCAUCCUGCCUUUCAAAAAGACCGAGCAAGACGUUGUCGACUUCUACGCCGCGCAGAAGGCGACUAAGAUUCCCGGGGUCCCUGACUUUGAUUCGCGCCGGGUCGUCGACGGCCAGCGCCUCAUCCAGUUCCUCAAGCCUCUACCCACCACUUCGGCCGGCAAGAAGUUCGAGCUUCGCACCAAGGUCCUCGGCGUCUACGAUAAGGGGAAGCCGGGCAGUGUUGUCGAGAUACAGCAGGACCUGGUCGAGGCUAGCACGGGCGAGGUCUACUCGCGCGCCAUCGGCAGCUCCUUCUACGUCGGCCAGGGCGGCUGGGGCGGCCCCAAGGGCCCGGCGACGGAGAAUGUCCCGCCACCGAAGGACAAGAAGCCCGACGUCGAGUUCGAGGUGCAGUCGAACCCGCAGACGCCGCUGCUGUACCGGCUCAACGGCGACUACAACCCGCUGCACGCCCACCCGGAGCCGGGCAGGAAGAUGGGGUUCGGCGGCGUCAUCAUCCACGGCCUCUUCUCCUUCAACACGACUUGCCACGGCCUGCUGCAGAAGCUCGGCGGCAGCGACCCCGCCAACAUCAAGGAAUUCCAGGCCCGCUUCGCGAGCCCCGUCCGACCGGGGGACAAGCUAGUCACGUCGGUGUGGCGGACCGGCGAGCAGAAGGACGGGUGGGAGGAGGUCAGAUUUGAGGUUAAGAUCGCGGGCGGAAAGGUGUGCUUGAGCAACGGAAGGGCGCUCAUGAAGGUGGUGGGAGAGGCUAAGAGCAAGCUCGGUAUUGUUGCGUGUGUUUCUGGGGCUGCCAUGGCUACGGAUCGCAAAGUCGGCGACCGGCUAUCCUACGAAGGCGCCCUCUGCACCGUCCGAUACAUCGGCCCAGUCAGCGGCACUGCCGGCAGCUGGCUCGGCGUCGAAUGGGACGAUCCGGCGCGAGGGAGACACGACGGCUCUCACAAGGGAGUGCGAUACUUUACCUGCCUGUCCAACGCAUCGACCGCCGCAUCCUUCGUGCGGCCCGCCCGCCCGGCGGAGACGGCGCAGAGCUUCGUGGCGGCGGUGUACGAGAAGUACGCGUCCGAGCCCGCCAAGACGACCAUGAUCAAGUUCUCGAACAAGGUGGCCGAGGAGGUCGGGUUCGAGAAGAUCCACCGCAAGCAGGCCCAGCUCGGCGAGCUCAAGUACGUCAUCGUCGACGGCGCCUGCAUCGUCGAGGCCUACGCCGCCGGCGAGGAGCCCAUCCGCCAGGUGUGCCCCAAGAUCGUCGAACUGGACCUCAGCCGCAACCUGUUCCAGACGGUGGGUGCCGUCGUCGGGAUCUGCUCCGAGCUAGCGGCCCUGCGGAGCUUACGCUUGAACGGCAAUCGGUUCCAGGACGUUACCAAUGACGGGGGGCUUGAGGGCGCCGAGAGCGCCUUGGGCGGCGUUAAGGAUUUGGCGCUCGAGGAGACGCUACUGAGCUGGCCGGAGAUAUGCCACGUCGCAGCCAAGUUCACGUCGCUCUCGGCGCUCUCGGCGAGCGCGAACCAGCUGACCGCUCUGCCGGCAGCCCCGUUGGCGGGGCUGGCCUCGACGCUGGUAUCCCUGAGCCUCGAGUUCAACAACUUCACCGCGCUCGCCGACGUCGCCAGCCUCGCCGGGCUGACAUCUCUGCGCAACCUGCACCUCAAGGGCAACCGCAUCGCGGCCGUCACGCGGGACGCGUCCGACGCGGCGCCCGUGCUCUCGGAGAGCCUGCGGUACCUCGACCUGUCGUACAACGCGGUGGCGUCGUGGGCGUUCGUCGACGCGCUGCCGGCGUGCUUCCCGGGGCUGGCGUCGCUGCGCUUCUCGCACAACCCGGUGUACGACGACCCGGACCCGGGGUUCUCGGCGCGCGCGCAGGCGGCGACGGAGGAGGCGUACAUGUUCACGGUGGGGCGGCUGGCGGGGCUGCGCGCGCUCAACUUCGGCACCGUCUCGGCCGCCGACCGCCAGGACGCCGAGAUGUUCUACCUCGGCCGCAUCGCCAAGCACCUCGCGGCGGUGCCGGCCGGCCGCGAGGCCGAGGUGCUCGCGCAGCACCGCCGCUACGCCGAGCUGUGCGCGCUCUACGGCGCGCCGGCCGUCAACCGCCGCGCCGAGCUCAACCCGGCCUUCCUCGAGGCGCGGCUCGUCACGGUGCGCUUCGCGCUCCGCUCGGCCGACGGCGGCGCCGAGCGCACCGCCCGCAUCCCCAAGAGCUUCGACAUCUACGCCGUCAAAGGCAUCGCCGGCAAGCUGUUCGGGGCGCGGCCGCUGGGCCUGCGCCUGGUCUGGGAGACGGGCGAGUGGGACCCGGUCGCGGGCUUCGACGACGAGGUCGAAGACAGCAGCGACGAGGAGCAGGAGGAUAGGGAGCGAGAGCAGCACGAAGAAGAGGCGGAGGCCGCCGCCGCCGCGCAGGCGAAGGCGAAAGCGGCGGACCUGGGCGAGGGCUCCCCGCAGGACAGCGGCAGCAGGACGGGCAAAUGGGUGAAGCGGGAAGUAGAGCUGCACGACGGGCCCCGGCAGCUGGGGUUCUGCGUCGACGGCCUGGAGGCCAAUAUUCGGGUUGAGUUCCGGUGA